Molecule: messenger RNA, 849 nt
Organism: Ogataea parapolymorpha DL-1
Lineage: Eukaryota; Fungi; Ascomycota; Pichiomycetes; Pichiales; Pichiaceae
Exons: 1
Coding region: 1-849 (282 amino acids)
Source: RefSeq, a predicted model, not a curated record
AUGCCCAUACCACCCGCCAAAAGGCCCGUUUUGGUGAAAUAUGUCUUGGGUCCCAUCCUGGCACUUUUGAAGACAGUUCUGUCGGUAUUUUUGUUCUUGUUAGCGGCCGUCUGCUGGCCUGUUGGAUUUUUAUUCAGGCCGGUAAUCAGGUUGUUGCUGCUGGUGACGUUCAAUGUUAGCGAAAUCGAGUUUCUCGCUGAUGGAGUCAAGAAGUCCAAUACCAAACUGAUCAAUUCGAAGCGGCCAGACAUUGGCCAGUUGGUGUUUGUCAACUUUUCUUCUCCUUUGGACUGUCUCGUCCUGUACCUGGUUAGCAAAUCGAGCAACUGCAUUUUCCUCACCGCAGAUAGCAGGGGAAAUCUCAGGAAACUGAAUGGAUUUUUGGAUACCUUCAGCUUUGCUCUAGCUGAGCCCAAACUCUCCACACAAGCUGCAGACCCAGUGGACCUGUUCAAAUUAAAAAAUAAUGUGGUAUUCGUCCUAGCGGAAGGCACAACUUCCAACAACAGAAGCGUUCUUGCAUUUCCCCCGAUCGAAUUGACCGCCAUGCAUUCCGCAUAUAAAAACACAUUUGAGUUCAAAGCUAUCAGCAUAAAAGUUCUGCCCCCCUCAUUGGUGACCACUCCCAUACCACAGUCGGCAACCUCGUAUCUUUUUUCUCAUCUGAGUCAUGUCAAGUCGGAUGUGAAGUUCAAGCUCAAGAGCUUUGAUCUUGGGGAUUUAAAGCCAACUACCAUUAGGGAGAAGUUGUCCAACUACGGGUCUCUGAAAUUGACCGGCCCAGAUCUCGACAUGGUCAAAAAGCUGUCCUUCAUCUCGGCCUAUAAUAAAACCAGUAGACGUGUAUAA